Molecule: messenger RNA, 6559 nt
Organism: Coturnix japonica (Japanese quail)
Lineage: Eukaryota; Metazoa; Chordata; Aves; Galliformes; Phasianidae
Gene: CD44
Product: CD44 molecule (IN blood group)
Biological process (GO): inflammatory response; positive regulation of ERK1 and ERK2 cascade; cell adhesion
Cellular component (GO): plasma membrane; macrophage migration inhibitory factor receptor complex; basolateral plasma membrane
Molecular function (GO): cytokine receptor activity; hyaluronic acid binding
Source: RefSeq, a predicted model, not a curated record
GGUGUGACUUUUGAUGGAGCUCCCCCUCCCAGUUAUGUCAUUACUUCAGUUCCUUUGAAUCAGAAUAAAAAGUGCAGCAAACUUCAGACUCAUUGACUGCAGGCUUAACAGGCGCCGGGGCUUUUCUUCCUUCUGCAGCUUGCGAGGAUCUGGGUUUUUUUUUUGCAAAGCAGUUCUGAGGAAACAAUGGCCAACUUCUACUUAUGGGCAGCUUUUGGAUUAUGCUUGCUGAAGCUUUGUCUAACAGAGACACAAUUCAAUGUAAGUUGCAGAUAUGGAGGAGUGUUUCACGUGGAGAAAAAUGGUCGCUACAGUCUCACACGAACUGAAGCAAUUGAGCUCUGUAGAGCUCUCAAUAGUACCUUGGCAACACUGGAGCAAUUUGAAAGAGCUCAUGAACUUGGAUUUGAAACGUGCAGGUACGGUUUUAUAGUGGGGCAUAUUGUUAUCCCACGAAUCAAUCCAUAUCAUCUUUGUGCAGCAAAUCAUACAGGUGUUUACAAACUUUCAUCAAAUACAACUGGCCGGUAUGAUGCAUAUUGUUACAAUGAAACAGAAUCAAGGAUCAAAGCAUGUGAGCCAAUUGAAAGAAUCGAUACUUCUUUCCUCAGUAAUCAGAGUGAAAUAGUUAUUGACAAUGAGGAUGGCUCACGUUAUAAUGCAGAUGGCACACGUCAUAGUGGAGACUCCUCAACCUCAGGUGUGGAUGAUGAAAAUUUGGGUAGUGGAUCAAUACAUGACACAACUCCAGGGGAUACCUCUAUCAGGAGAUCAAGUCCUUCAUAUUAUGGAAGUGUUACUCCUAUCUCACAUAUGCCAGAUCAUUCUUCUGGAGGAGGUGAAAAAGACUUUCCUGUGAAGCAAUAUGAUGAUGAAAUUUCCCCUACAUCAACUGAUAUCUCAGCAACAGCUACUGAUUUCCACAAAGAAGAUGAUGUACAGCAUCCUGCAAGUACUACUCCAGAUCCGCAUCGUGACAACAUGGAGAAAACCACCACCCAGUCUUGGUGGAAUCCGUUUUUGGACCAGUGGUGGUGGUCAUAUCUCAAAGAGAAGACCCAGGAACCCACGCAGGCAACAAGUGCAGAUGUGUCCUCGAGUGGCAAUGGUUCAGAUGAUGAAGACUCUUCAGAGGAGAUGAUGUAUUCAACGGUGGUUCCAGGAUGGGAAAUAAGUGUAGCCAAGAAUGAGUAUGCUCCCAGUACUACUCCAGAUCCUCAUCAUGACAUCCUGGAGAAAAUCACCACCCAGGCUCAGUGGAAUCCAUUUUUACACCAGUCGUGGUUGUCAAAUCCCAGAGAGAAGACCCAGGAAUCCACACCGGCAACAAGGGCAGAUGUGUCCUCGAGUGGCAAUGGUUCAGAUGACGAAGACUCUUCAGAAGAGAUGAUGUACUCAACGGUGGUUCCAGGAUGGGAAAUAAGUGUAGCCAAGAAUGAGUAUGCUCCCAGUACUACUCCAGAUCCCCAUCGUGACAACCUGGAGAAAACCACCACCCAGUCUUGGUGGAAUCUGUUUUCAGACCAGUGGUUGUUGUCGAAUCCCAGAGAGAAGACCCAGGAAUCCACAUCGGCAACAAGUGCUGUGGACUCAAAACAUGAAAUGCUUCUUGAAGUCUCCACACAAGAUUAUUGGAAACCCUCCUACACAGAUGAAGAGGAGAGAUAUCCUAGCUCUGCUGGCAGGGCACUUGUUACAAGUGAAACUGAAAAACGUCAAGGACCAACCCAACAUCCGCUAUUACACAGUGUUCACAAUGGAUGGAUCAGUCAAGGACAAAAUCCUGUAAACACCACUGGGGCUACUGAACAACAGGAAUUUACUACUCCAGGUGAAAAUGAAAUUGAAAAGGAAACUUCUUAUACAGCUAUGGUCUCCAAUCAUGGGGCCAAACAGAAUGACUCAGCGCAAGACCCAUUGGUGUAUCCUGGUUGGGGCAAGGAAGAUUAUUCCAUACAACCCACUAUAAUGGACAGAGUUAUUCCUUCCAGAGAGAGUAAUCCUGAAAAAGAAUCUUCUAAUACAGUUCUUGCCACACCUGAUGUUGGUCACCAUGAAGAAGCAACUCUGCCUUCAGAUAAUGAAGCAGCACAGAGCACCGAAGGCAUCACACAUCCCACUGAUGCUCCCGGGGGUCCAGUUCUGCUUGGGUUGGAUCCUGCCAGUACAGAUGAAGCUGGUGAGGAAUCUCUACUCAUGAGUACCACAGUCACAGUGUCCGUGAAUGUUUUCCACCCAGAAGAAGGAACCAGCAGGCCCCUGGUACCCAGCAUUCAGCCUGGAAGUGACAGCGAACAAGCAAAUGCCACGGAUGGUUCUCAUGUCAAUUUGAUACCUGGAGUAUUUCCAGAUAUGGAUGAUCAUUUAUACCAAUUACCAUCUCAUCUUUCUACUACUCUUGACACACCUGAUGAUGCUUCUCAUGAAGAGCCAACUCAGCCAACACUGCCUUCAGAUAACGAAGCAGCACGGAGUACUGAGGGCAUCACACAUCCCACUGAUGCCCCUGGGAUUCCAGUUCUCCUUGGGCUGGAUCCUGCCAGUGCAAAUGAAGCUGAUGAGGAAUCUCUGCUCAUGAGUACCACCAUCAUCACAACAGUCACAGACUCCAAUGAUGUUCUGAACCCAGAAGAUGUAACCCGGGAAGUGUGGACACCUCGAGUCAUUGAUACGGCUCUUGCCACACCUGACAAUGGUCACCAUGAAGAAGCAACUCAGGCAACUCUGCCUUCAGAUAAUGAAGCAGCACAGAGCACCGAAGGCAUCACACAUACCACUGAUGCUCCCGGGGAUCCAGUUCUGCUUGGGCUGGAUCCUGCCAGUACAGAUGAAGCUGGUGAGGAAUCUCUACUCACGAGUACCACAGUCACAGUGUCUGUGAAUGUUUUCCACCCGGAAGAAGGAACCAACAGGCCCCUGAUACCCAGCAUUCAGCCUGGAAGUGACAGCGAACAAGCAAAUGCCACGGAUGGUUCUCAUGUCAAUUUGAUACCUGGAGUAUUUCCAGAUAUGGAUGAUCAUCUAUACCAAUUACCAACUCCUCCUCCUCCUAGGUCUACAUCCAAUAUAAAUAGUGAUCAGGGACCAUACCAGGAAGAUGGUGAACCUACUCCUUUCCCUGGAGAGUCCACAACAACAACUGUAACGUCACAACCAAGAUCAGCCCAGGUACCAGAAUGGCUGAUCAUCGUUGCUGCUCUCCUGGCACUGGCAUUGAUCCUCGCAGUGUGCAUUGCCGUUAACAGCCGGAGGAGAUGUGGGCAGAAGAAAAAGCUAGUCAUUAAUAAUGGCAAAGGUGCAGUGGAGGACAGGAAGACAAGAGAAUUAAAUGGAGACGCCAGCAAAUCACAAGAAAUGGUGCACUUGGUUCACAAAGAACAGUCGAAUGACCAAACAGGAGCAUGUGAUGAAUUCCUCACCGUUGAUGAAACACAGAAUCAUCAGGAUGUUGACAUGAAGAGUGGAGUGUAGCGGUAUGAAGUCACCAAAUAGAUCAGUGUUGGGGAAAUCAAAAUCACACGGACCUUGGGCAGGAAUUCACAGAUGCACUGUGCUACUGAUGUCGUUUGAACACGAUUAAGCUUAAAAUAUUCUUCAUUUUUAAUUAUUUUAGCAUGAUGUCCGAGUUACAAAAUUGACAUUUGCUUUCUGAAAUAAGCCCCAAGUGUUGCAGUCAGUUCCCAAUUUGCACAUAGAGGGCGCUUUCUGGAUCCUGGACAUGUGGCAUGCCAUUGUUCCCCAGAUGCAGUGCCUUCACUGUGCGGAGAUACAGAAGCACCCAGUUGCUCCAUGUUAUAGGCAUUUAAGGUACUAAGCUUGUCAUGGUACAGCAGUAAGUGAGUAACAGAUGUUAAAAGCCAAAAUUGAAAAGACUUAAAACAGAAGUGCCUCCUAUACUAUGCCUAACCCAGCAGAAUCCACCAGCAAUGCCUACCAGCCAGGAAGAGUGCAAGGUGCAUUCAAAGUCUGCCAGUAAAAGCAAAAAUUAACGUUUUGUAAUGAUUGAUGACUUGGUCUGUAACAAGUGAAACCCAGAAGGAUAAAGUUUAUUUAUCUCUAUUUUAAAAUGUCUGUGGGCACGCAGCAGGAUUUUUUGGGAGGGGAAACAAAGUGAGGAAAACGUGAGCUGAUGCAUAAUAAACUUGUCUUCUUUGUUGUCUUAACAAUCUGUACAUAUAUCCUUGAGUUUCCAAGGUGUCCAUGGCUCUUCCCCACCCCCUCCUUCACAGAUCACAGUUCGUGUAUGUUUUUUAAGAAGUCAGCUAGUAAAAUUAAUAAAGCAGUAUGACCCUAGAUCUAUUGUGCGUGCACAAAUCAAGCAAUUGGAAGCCAUCAGACAUGACGACAGUAUUUUUAUUCCUGAUGAAUAGGUCUUUCUCUUCCCCUGCUCCAUUUUUACUUAGGAGAUGCUGAGCCCAAAUCUUGUUUCUCCCAUGAUUGUUGUAUUGCACCAGUUUGCCAGUAUUUUGAAAGUUAGUUAUAUAUGACAUUGCUCACUUCUGAUUUCUGUUUCAUCCACUUUUUACUUCUUCUAGCCCAAAAUGCCAAAAGAAAAACUUAGUUUAUCGGUAAAAGAAGUUGAAAUUUUACAGAAUAGAUCAAUGAAAUUUUAAGGAAACUCACCACCCAGUAAUGUAAUAUAGUAAAAUAGUUGCAGCUGCAUCAUCAUGCUCUUCUGUUUUGUCCUUCUAUGUCUGUUAUGUGAAGUAUUUGUAUUAAGCUAUGAUGCUGCGCAUUGUAUUCAUAUGAACUGCCAGGAAGAAAAUGAUUUACUACCAGUGAUCUGUGCCAUCUUUAAGAAAGCAUAUUGGAGUGGAGAAUAACUUCUAAUUGGGCUGCCUCAGAAAAAUGCAAGUAAAACCAACCAGAAGUGACUGCAAGCAGCAAGGUCUGUGUUGGCUGGGAUGGGGAACGUUUGCUAAGAGAUGUUCAGAGGUAUCUGCUCCCUGACCACAGCACCUGCGCUGGAAUUCACUUUGCUAAUGUAUGUUAUUUGGUGUUCUCCAUCUGAAGCAGUGCAGAGGAUGAGUUUUCAGCUGGCUGCAUAGUAACAUUAACUAGCACUGGUCUUUACUAUAACACCAAACAAAAUGAAAAUCAUGAUUGUGGUUCUAAGUUUACAGCCCUUCAGCAGUUUCCCAAGCAUUCCAUCGAGUGGCUUGGAGCCCUGGAAUCUGCGGGCAGAUCUCCUCAGGGAAAAUGUGCACCUUGGCAAAAGGUCCCAAGAUGAGGUGUGAUUUCAGUGUACAUAUAGGAUGCUUUCUGACUCUGUGUAUGUCUCUUCUGUGAGCAGUCCAAGAGUGCUCACACAAGCCAAAGCCAAUAAGGAUAAGGCAAUGUACGCUGUCAGUACAUGAGGCCCACUGUCAAACCUCUGCCCAACCAUAGUCACAUAUUUCAAUACUGAGCUGUGCAAAGUCUGUUGACAGUCUGCAUUGGGUUUUGUUUAAUUCUUGUAAGGUUUUAAGGCAAGCUUUUCUAUCUGUCAUUAUAAAUGAAGAUGAUUGAUUGAAGGCUGUGUUUAAACUGGUGUUACAUACGUAUUUCUCUAGGUGCGGAGAUCCAGAAUAAGAAUUUUUCCUCUUCUUAAAUCUUCAUUUAAUGUAAGCCUCAAUCAAAAGGAGAUAAUUCACUGUCCGGGUGGGUAAAUGUUCUUAAAAAACAAAAGUACAAAGGACCAUGCCAUGUUAUUCAUCUUCCAAUGGAGAUGUUGAGAAAAUGGAGAAAUCCACCCAAUCCUUCUAAUUUAUCUCAUGCUCAAUACUUAUAGAAGUAUGGAUCAUACUUGUUGGCUUCUUUUUAUAUUUGUUAUAGGGAGAUGCUCAAUUUCUCUUUAAAAAGGCAGUGCCGUUAUUUUAUAUAUGCUGUUUCUUUUUAGGUUAUGCUGUGCAAAUGAUGCAUAAUUAAGUUUCAUUGUAGUUUCAAAACUAGAUGGCCAUUUCAUACAUGUAAUAUAGUGCAUAUUUUUAUUAAUCUUGGUUUUAUUGUUUCAGGGGUUGUUGUUGUGUGUAUGUAUUUUUUAUAUAGAGCACUAGAUAUAUUUGCAUAUUUAUUUAACAGAUUAAGCAAAAUUAAAGAAAAUAUAACCUCUAAAUUGUAACUAGAAAAAGUAUUGCCAAAAAAAAUACCGCAUGGAGCUGUAAAAUAAGCUUCCAAAAAUAAACUUGGUUCCACAUUGAGUAUGAGAAGUGAGGUCCGCGUUGCUAGCGGGAGAGGAGAAGCAUUUGGCAGAGUGGUCAUACUGAGCCACAGUCAGAUCUCCUGCUUGCAGAACCAGCUGAAGGCUGCAGCACCUUCCGUGCUCCACCAGCCUCCAGUGGGCCCCCACCUCCAUGGGGUUAGCAACAAACUCAGCUCCCUUGGAGCACAAAUCUUGGUCCAAGUUAAGGUGCACACAGUGAGAUGGAAAUCAUGUUUAAAGCAGUAAGUAUAUUUAAAAGAGAGGUGAUAUUUUUACAAGAAUGUAAUAUUUCAUUGAACAAUCCCGGGUGAUGAUUUCACCUGUAUUUUCUUGAAGAUUCUGAAAGGAAUGUUUGAUUAAAGCAGAGAAAGGAUGUAU